Molecule: messenger RNA, 306 nt
Organism: Aspergillus tanneri
Lineage: Eukaryota; Fungi; Ascomycota; Eurotiomycetes; Eurotiales; Aspergillaceae
Exons: 2
Coding region: 1-306 (101 amino acids)
Source: RefSeq, a predicted model, not a curated record
AUGUUCGUCGUCUUUGGGAAGCCCAUUACAUCGGUUAAUUCGGCUGGUUCAUCAGACCUGGGAGAUGUGCAAAGCUCUAGUGAUUGCGCUGAAUAUGGCAGCAGAAAGGGCAUCAAUGGAGUAGAGGUAUAUAUCCACUCCGGGAAUAGGGGUGAUAAAGGGAAAAACCAGGACACACCCCAAGAAACACCCGGCCCUGCUCAGCCGGCUCAGGCUGUUACAGAAACAAAGUUGCCGCAAUCCGCUGCUAGGGGCAGUUCUGGGGAUGGAACGUCUUUAAACGCUGCUUGGGAUGGACAGCCCUAA